UUAUUGUGGAAGUGACUCAAACAUAAAUAUUGACGAAAUAUUGAAAUACUACCAAUCGAUCUUUGUCGUUAAUGAUUUCAAUUGGAAAUUGAAACCAAAGACCUGGAGGCAUUCGACUAUACUUUGCUGUUGCUGAAGUUUUUUUUUUUUUUUCUGUUUCCCUCAAAUUUGGUUCGGGGUUUGACAUAAAUGCUUCCUUUUCUUUAACCCUGCAUUAUGUAUUACCAAAACUGUUCAAAGCUCCUUGCACAAAGAGUCAGCAUUUCUUCUUCAGGUCUCUUGCUGCUGCUAAGAUUGGGUCUUCUGCUGGCCACUUUUACAUCCCUUGUCAAGCUUUAGCCAUGUCUAUAAACAAGAAAAUAAGAGGCUUCUUUCAAGACAGUUUGAGUAUCGUCCUUCUAAUUCAAGUCUUAUGGCUUUUGGAACACUGGAUGGUGAAGUUGUUGUUACCAACCAUGGAAUGGGGAAUAUUUCUAAUUAUAUCCCAUACAGAGUGGCACAUACUGUUCUCGGCCUCUGUUGGCUUAAGAAUUGACCCUCCAAGUGGCAGUUGUGAUGAACACGUUGUCCACAUCUGCUGUGCUCAAACUGGAAGACGACUGAGGGAUAUUUAUUUGGAGGAUAGCGAGUCCGCAAAAUUUCUGUCUGUGCAGUCCUUAAAGGGAGAUCCCUUCAGGGUAAGCUCUUGUUUAACACAAUUCCAGUCAUAUCAAGCCAGAGAAGGUAGGGAAUACAAAAAUCUAUUACUACUUAACAAAUCAAACAAGAUAAUACUAAUAUUAGUAAAUCCUAAACCAAAUGCCUCCUCUGCUUAAUGCAAUUUCAAUUGGUUUUUUCAGUUCA
This is a messenger RNA of Mangifera indica (mango), 843 nucleotides long. RefSeq lists its product as uncharacterized. Lineage: Eukaryota; Viridiplantae; Streptophyta; Magnoliopsida; Sapindales; Anacardiaceae. The coding region runs from base 342 to 815 and encodes 157 amino acids. Gene Ontology annotation, biological process: cellular response to UV-B. The record is from RefSeq and is a predicted model, not a curated record. The transcript is spliced from 3 exons. Gene Ontology annotation, cellular component: Cul4-RING E3 ubiquitin ligase complex.